CUAAAGCAAUAAACAUGCUGCCAAGAUUGCUGACAAUGCUCUGCACAGCACUUCCGGUAGUGCUGUCGCAGAGCAAUUAUGCGUCGCAAGGUAACAGCAUCGAAUAUCAACCAGGCUUGCCACCGAGCACCGUGCUGAACGGCAAGGUGACCAAACUGGACGACAUCUCGUCGAUGAUAUUUCUGAAUCGCACGAAGGCGUAUCUGAAUUGUAGCCAAGGCAGCAUGCAGGUUGAAUUGAAGUUCGAGGAACCGUUUUACGGCGUCGCCUACGCUGAUUUCGAUCGUAACAGCGCCUGCAUAUUCAAAGGACGAGGUUCGACCAGUGCCAAGUUGGAACUACCUUUAAAAGGAUGCGGCACGAGGCAGGAUCCUCAACGCGUGUUCACGAACAACGUUGUAGUUCGCUUCCACCCUGGCCUAGAAAUGGACGGCGACGAAGUUAUUACGAUAGUUUGCAGAUACCCUCCUCCUGUGGCGCCUGCACCACCUGCUCCUCCCGCUAGCAUAUUGGCUACGCUGGCGCCUGCACCGUUACCCGAGCCACCGCUCAAGGGAUUCCAAAUUCUUCUGAUUAUCUGCGCGAUCCUGUUCCUUUCGUUGCUGCUGCUUGGCCUCGGUUGCUCGUACAUGUGCCUGAAACGUAGGAACGUUCGCGUGAUCCACCGACAUCCAUUCGGAAGUGGCUCAGGCUCCGAGAUAACGAAACUCUCUACGUCUUCCCUGAGCAAUAUCACCAUGUUCGAGGGCCUCAAGAUACCCCGAGCUCACGCACUUCUGCAUGCACCUCCCUCUACUACAGGCAGCGACGCCAACUUAAUGAUCGACCACUCGUUACCCAGCGAUUAUCCGAGCGAGAGCUCCGAGGUGGACGAAGAACCCUCGUUACCUGUCUCCUCAGCCGGUUCCUACGACAACAAAGCAUUCGUCCAUCACGAGACACAUCAGCGUCAAGAGAUGCGCACUACAAGCUCCCUCUACUCCGAGACAGUUGCCGCUGAAGUGGAAACAUCCUCCAUGACAGCUGCAAACGCUUCCAGAAGCGGAGUUCCACGCCACAUGGUAGCAGGAACAGUGGAACCGAAAUUCGAUGUUCAGAUGCGGGUGAAGAGAGCACCGCCCCCUCCACCAAGCCCUCUACCAUCAGAAUCCGACGUUGCAAGUGUCGCAUUGGAGAGAAACUUGACCACCAUACUCGAGAAAGAGGAGUGCAGUCUAACUCGCAGUCUGGAAAGUCCUCCAGCCAGGAUGACUACCUUCUCCUAUGUUCCUGAACUCCAUGGACCUCCUGGAGCAACCUCUUCCACAUCCACCAUCUCCAGACAGCAAACACCGCCUGUUUAUUCGAGAAUCUUGAGGAAACAAGCUGAAAGGGAGACUACGACCAGCACCAGUUUGAUUCAAGACCAAAUUCUAUCUCCUUCUCCUGUGGAACAAGUUCCUCUUCCUCUUCAACAUCACGAGAUUCGUAGACCUAGAUCUUUGACCUCCUUGAACACCGAACUAACGGAAACGCGAUCUCUAACGGAAGUGACGGACCACACACACGCCAAGUACAGAGUGGCCAGCAUCCUGGCACCGACACCUCCUCCACCUCCUCCAAUUGUCCCCACUGUCACUACCACUCACACAGCUGUACAGCAUCGCGAGCAUCGUUUAUUCCGCGAAGAAGUGACUGAACCUUUGGUAGAGCCACAGGUAGUUGCUCCCAGGCGUCCAGAGAUCACUACUCACGAAGUGGAUGAUGUAUUCUUGAAGACAGUGACGGAGAAGAAGACUAUCGAAGACGUAGAACGACAUCGUCGCCAGGUGACUGAAUAUCGAGCUAAACCACCGCCACCGAACCCCAAAUGGGACGUGACCAUCAGAAACUACCCCAAGGAGAAUCUGCCACCUCCUCCUCCAGAAUGGGAGAACUUUUCAGACGUCAGUUCCAACUCGAACCUAACGAUCACGAACGAACCUACAGGAAACCAGGCUGACGUGGCUGUCGACGAGGAACCUGAUAUCAACAUCGAGCCAACUUAUACCACCAGAGCUGAGAUACCCUGCAGACCUCCUCCUCCAGUCACCCAUCGUUCCGUCGACGAAACGGAUUGGUUCAGUAGAUUGUCCCGCGUGCUGGACCCACGAUACGCCACCGAAUUCACAGAGGACGAACGAGCGAAAUGGCGCGAGAUUAUCACCACAAAUAGCACUCUGAGGACCCUGUUAACCGAGGCUGUGGUGAAGGAGGAUUACGAAUUAAUCAGAAAAGACGCAAGAUACACGAAUUUGUUCCCACCGGCAAAGUGGGAUGUGAUUAUACGAAUUUUAGGUCCUCCUUCGACACAUCCAGGCUCCACAUCAUCUUCGACUCAUGGAAAGAAUCACGGACUUAGGUACAAGAGGUCCAAGUCCUCCGAGUGGGACACCAGGUCCAGAAGAUCCUCGUUGCCUACACUGUACGAAUACGAAAGCGAUGGAGGAAGCUCUACUCGCACCCAGAGCCACCGAUUGCAGAUGUCUCAGUCGAGUACAACAGUGGGCCAGUCGAAUCGACUACGAAGAUUAGGAUCAAGUCACAGAGGCACAGGUGGCGCUAGUGAGGUGGACGUAAGGUCCAUGUCAGAGAUGACUGUGAGAGACUUCGCCAGGGUUGACAGGGAUGACCUGACGAGUUUGAGUUCGUUCGAGGGAGCAGAUUCGCUAGUGAGAUCCCUGAGCCAGCCUAGCCUGGCUAGAAGUGGCUCAGAGUUCACCGAACACUGGGGAAUCCCCUCUGGGAUGCUUGAUCUCCCACCCUGGGCAGCUGACGAGGAAGGGACAAGCUCUGUGGAGACUACACCCAGAGUAGUGAGGAGAAACGAUCGUUUGGAGGUUCUAGCAGCGUUCGACGAUCGCAGACAAGGCUCUCCGGCUACUAAAUCGAGUCGAUACAUCGAGAGGGAGCUGAACAGUGUGCACGUGGAGAGCCAGAGGAGCUCGAACUGGUUCCACGAUGACUCUGAACCGGAGAUGCAAAUCUGAGAGCAUUCUUUCUGGAAUCGAAAACGAGGAAUCUGAUUGAUGGAUUGUAGUAGAGGUCGUGAAUAUUAAAUGGUCAAGGAACGGUAAAUUUCACCGUGUUCUACGAUUCCAUGUGAAAAAACGGUUGAAAUUGGUUAGAUACAGGACACCCUGAAUUUUCUUGCAUUUUCGAUAUUAAUUUGUACGUAAGUAAGUAGUCUUGUUUCAAAUAGUAAGCGAGUAAUCGAGAGUAAGCAUUGAACGAAUGGAUUGUUUGGAUAUUUUCUGUAUCGACGUAUCUUUGAAAGUACGAAGUUCGAAAAUGUACAAAUUCCAAUCUACUAAAUUGAAAUGCUUAACUAAAUGGGUCCUUGAGCAAGAAAUACUCGUGGCCUCUAUACGACGAUAACUUUUCGACAGGCAUCGUUUUUCUUCAUUUGUCCCUUGCUUUAUUAAUCACGACGCUUACAAGGUCUGUUUUAUUGUAACGCAAGUCCUGACAAAGGACGAUUGGUCAACGUUCACUGCCAGUUCCUUGCAUUUGGCAGAUCGGUACUCUUCAUAAAUAUCGAAGCGUUGACUGUGGAAUUGAAUCGGAUCAUCUAGACAUCAAGAACCGGUGCAUACACCAUUUUUUAAUCUAUCAUGAAAGUUAAACAGUCAACGCGUCGAUGAAACGGACAGCCAUUCUCUCCACUUGCCACUCGAAACCUAUUCAAAAGUAGAAGAAAUCGAAAGGAGCGAGGAGAAACGAAAUUAAGAAACGAGUGGAACUGUAGACUCUGGCGAAACGAUCGAAUUAAACGAUAACUAAUAGGAAUUAACUCGUGACAAGUUAACGAAGUAAGUUUACAAUUAACCAUGCAAAAAAUUCGCUUUCCUAACGAUCGAUGGCCGAAUGGCAUAUGUCGAGGAUCUCUACGAUCAUUGGAAACCACCAUGACAUUUUCAAUAAUAUUUAACAUUUUCGCUGGGAAAUCUUGAUUGGAACGUUAAUUCGUAUUUUUCAAUAUUCUAAUUUAGAAGUGCAAAUUUUUUUUAUUUACCGAUAUUUUCCGUCUAA
Messenger RNA from Habropoda laboriosa, 4050 nucleotides. RefSeq lists its product as uncharacterized. The transcript has 5 exons. The record is from RefSeq and is a predicted model, not a curated record. The coding region runs from base 15 to 3008 and encodes 997 amino acids. Lineage: Eukaryota; Metazoa; Arthropoda; Insecta; Hymenoptera; Apidae.